This is a messenger RNA of Cynoglossus semilaevis (tongue sole), 6770 nucleotides long. RefSeq names its product ATPase sarcoplasmic/endoplasmic reticulum Ca2+ transporting 3 (gene atp2a3). The record is from RefSeq and is a predicted model, not a curated record. Gene Ontology annotation, molecular function: ATP hydrolysis activity; ATP binding; P-type calcium transporter activity. Gene Ontology annotation, cellular component: membrane. The coding region runs from base 324 to 3299 and encodes 991 amino acids. Gene Ontology annotation, biological process: calcium ion transport. Lineage: Eukaryota; Metazoa; Chordata; Actinopteri; Pleuronectiformes; Cynoglossidae. The transcript is spliced from 22 exons.
AGCGCAGGAGGGGAGUCGCUGCGCAGCAGAGAGGCGGUGCGCCCGGACGCACACAGAGCACACCUUCAGAUGGAGAUGAAGUAGCAGCAGCAGCAGCAGCAGCAGUCGACCGACAGAGAAGCUACAGCCCCGUACUGCGGAUCUGAAGGUUUGCUUCGGUGGGGAGGCAGACAGGUGACAGAGCAAACCGAGCCGGACUGGUCCGCUGGAGAUUCCUGCGUCUGACUCUUCUAUCCUCCCUAAGACUCACUCAGAUUUCCCAAAUACAUGCAUUUCUGUACUACAUGCCCUCAAAUUUGAUCGGUUAAGCCCAGUGCACCAAAAUGGAAAAUGCGCACACUAAAUCAGCAGCUGAAGUUUUACACCACUUCGGUGUGAACGAGAACACCGGGCUGACCCAGGAGCAGGUCAAAGUCGGGUUGGAACGAUAUGGACCGAACGAGCUCCCAGCUGAAGAAGGAAAGUCUCUGUGGGAGUUGGUGGUGGAGCAGUUCGAAGACCUCCUGGUCAGGAUCCUGCUGCUGGCUGCCUGUGUUUCUUUUGUCUUGGCUCUGUUCGAAGAUGGAGAGGAGACAACCACCGCCUUCGUCGAGCCUGUUGUUAUUCUUCUCAUCCUCAUUGCCAACGCUGUUAUUGGGGUCUGGCAGGAGCGAAAUGCUGAGAAUGCCAUUGAGGCCCUGAAGGAAUAUGAACCAGAGAUGGGAAAGGUUUACAGGAUGAAUCGCACGGCCGUCCAGAGGAUCAAAGCCAGGGACAUUGUCCCAGGAGACAUCGUGGAGGUGGCAGUUGGUGAUAAGGUACCAGCAGACAUCAGAGUGACCUCCAUCAAGUCCACCACCCUUCGAGUGGACCAGUCCAUUCUCACAGGGGAGUCUGUGUCUGUGAUCAAGCACACCGACCCAGUUCCUGACCCCAGAGCUGUGAACCAGGACAAGAAGAACAUGCUGUUUUCUGGCACCAACAUCGCUGCCGGCCGUGCCAUCGGCGUCGUGGUCGCCACCGGCGUUAACUCAGAAAUUGGUAAAAUUCGCAAUCAAAUGGCGUCUACGGAGCAGGAGAAGACGCCUCUGCAGCAGAAGCUGGACGAGUUCGGACAGCAACUCUCCAAGGUCAUUUCCCUGGUGUGCGUUGCCGUGUGGGUCAUCAACAUCGGCCACUUCGGAGACCCCGUCCACGGCGGCUCCUGGGUGAGAGGGGCGAUCUACUACUUUAAGAUCGCAGUAGCUCUGGCCGUGGCUGCCAUCCCUGAAGGGUUGCCCGCUGUCAUCACCACCUGCCUGGCCCUCGGCACGCGUCGCAUGGCCAAGAAGAACGCCAUUGUCCGCAGCCUCCCCUCUGUUGAGACUUUGGGCUGUACCUCCGUUAUCUGCUCUGACAAGACGGGCACUCUCACCACCAACCAGAUGUCCGUUUGCAGGGUGUUUGUAGUCGACAAGGUAGAGAGUUCAACCUGCAGCCUUCAUGAGUUUUCUGUGACUGGAUCGACUUAUGCCCCCGAGGGAGAAAUAUUAAAAGGAGACAAACCAGUUCAGUGUGGAGACUAUGAUGGACUUUUGGAGCUGGCUACAGUGUGCUCCAUGUGCAACGACUCCUCCUUGGACUACAAUGAGGCAAAAGGAGUCUAUGAGAAGGUGGGUGAGGCCACAGAAACCGCUCUCACCACGCUGGUGGAGAAGAUGAAUGUCUUCAAGACUGACCUAUCUGGUCUCAGCAAAGUGGAACGUGCCGGGGCCUGCAACUCGGUGAUCAGACAGUUGAUGAAGAAAGAGUUCACCCUGGAGUUCUCUCGUGACCGUAAAUCCAUGUCUGUCUACUGCACGCCAGUGAAGCCAGGCUCCCAGAGCAACCUGUUUGUGAAGGGCGCUCCAGAGAGUGUCAUCGAACGCUGUCAGUACCUACGUGUAGGAAAAGGGAAGGUGGCGCUCACGACGGCUCUUCGUGACCAGCUGCUGUGUAAGAUCAGGGAGUGGGGGACGGGCAGGGACACUCUGCGCUGUCUGGCUCUGGCUACUCAUGACUCACCCCCCCGUAAAGAGGUCAUGGACUUGGAGAAUUCCAGCAAGUUUGCAGAAUAUGAGGUGGGUCUCACAUUUGUUGGCUGUGUGGGCAUGCUUGACCCGCCCAGGAAGGAGGUUAUCGGCGCAGUGAAACUGUGCAACGAAGCGGGCAUUCGUGUUAUCAUGAUCACAGGAGACAACAAGGGCACGGCCGUGGCCAUCUGUAGACGAAUCGGCAUCUUCGGAGAGGAGGACGAUGUCACUGGAAAGGCCUACACUGGACGAGAGUUUGACGACCUCUCGCCGGAGGAGCAGAGGGACGCCGUCAAGCGGGCGCGAUGCUUCGCCCGUGUAGAACCGGCUCACAAGUCUAAGAUUGUUGGAUAUCUCCAGUCAUUUGAUGAGAUUACUGCCAUGACAGGAGAUGGCGUGAAUGAUGCUCCAGCCCUGAAGAAAGCAGAGAUCGGCAUCGCCAUGGGCUCCGGAACGGCUGUGGCCAAGUCUGCGUCUGAGAUGGUUCUCUCCGACGAUAACUUCUCUACCAUCGUCGCUGCAGUGGAGGAGGGGAGAGCCAUCUACAACAACAUGAAACAGUUCAUCAGAUACCUCAUCUCCUCUAAUGUUGGGGAGGUCGUCUGCAUCUUCCUUACAGCCAUCCUCGGUCUUCCUGAAGCCUUAAUUCCGGUCCAGCUGCUGUGGGUUAAUCUGGUGACAGACGGACUUCCUGCCACCGCCCUGGGCUUCAACCCUCCAGACCUGGACAUCAUGGACAAACCUCCACGCAACCCAAAAGAACCUCUCAUCUCUGGCUGGCUCUUCUUCCGAUAUCUGGCCAUCGGAGGGUAUGUGGGACUGGGAACAGUGAGUGCUGCCACCUGGUGGUAUCUUUUUGAUGAAGAAGGUCCACAAGUGUCUUUCUAUCAGCUGAGUCAUUUCAUGCAGUGUACUGAGGACAACCCCAUCUUCAAAGACAUAGACUGUGAGGUGUUUGAAUCCCGCUAUCCCACAACCAUGGCUCUUUCUGUGCUGGUUACUAUUGAGAUGUUCAACGCGCUCAACAGUUUGUCCGAGAACCAGUCUUUGCUCCGGAUGCCUCCGUGGGUCAAUAUCUGGCUGCUGGGAGCCAUGGUCCUCUCUCUCUCCCUCCACUUCCUUAUCCUCUACGUUGAGCCUCUUCCAUUGAUCUUCCAGGUCACCCCUCUGCACUGUUCCCAGUGGAUUAUCGUCUUAAAAAUAUCAUUUCCAGUCAUCUUGCUGGAUGAGACUCUGAAGUACAUCUCCAGGAACCAUCUCGAAGCCUAAACCUUUCUUUCUAUCUCACCUUCUGUGAAUAAGUUGAUGAUGAGAUGAAAUAUCGGAGGAGAUGGCAGCAGAACUAAGACGUCUGGCUCAACACCCAAAGUUAGAUUCACGUCUACCCUCUCCCUUUUAGGAGCUUGGACCAUUCUCUCUUCGCUUGUCCUCAUUCUCCGCUCCCGCAUGUCCAACAAAACACCACUAAGAAUGAGCACGGUGUGUAUGAGAAUGAGAAUGAGAGAGGGAGAGCAGAUGAGUGGUCUUGUGUGUGUGUGUGUGUGUGUGUGUGUGUGUGUGGACAGACCAGUGCACGGUUUCACAGGUGCAGUAGUAAGAAAGAGCUGCAAAACAAAACAAGAAAAAGAUGAAACCAUCCAGUUUUUUUUCUGUUCUUGUCUGUACUGUGAAAACCUGAGAGUGCAGUCACUGGAUGUUAGGGAUGGAUGGAUGGAUGGAUGGAUGGAUGGAUGGAGAUAAAUGGGAAAUGGAAGUUGAUGUUGUUAGGUGAAGGGUGAACGAUCAGUUUCAGAGAGAUUAAACUCAGUGUAAGAAAGAGACCAGUGAACACACCUGUGAAAGAAGAGCAUCUUCAAGAAUGUUGAAUUUGAAAAAGAGUGGUCUCUUUAGGUGGUGUGUGUGUGUGUGUGUGUGUGUGUGUUAAAUCAGUGCACAGGAUCAGUAUGUCUUUGUGUUUUGCCCACAAGAACAUGAUCUCUGCAGCAACAUAUCCUCAUCAGCCCUGCUCCUGUUCAUUGUGCAGCAUUACUUUGAUUUUUGCCUGGAAUGUUCCAUCCCCCUCUAUCGCCCUCCUUCACUCUGAGGCAGCUGCAGCUGCCGGUGGUUGAGGAGUUUCCUGGCUCUUGACGUGUGUCGUGGAGGUGUUGCUCCCCCUCACACACACACACACACACCUCAUGGAGUGAAUAGCUUUACGCUGCUUGGCUGCUUCUUUCUGUUAUAUUUCGAGGAGUUGAGGUCAGCUCAGCAACUAAACCAGCAUAUUACCUGUACAGUUGUCAGCCUGGUAUGUUCAACCUUAAUUAAAUGCCCAUCUGCUGUGCUUGGAUUUGAUCUAAUCUGUGGAGAAUAAACAGCUGAAGGGUUCAUUCUGUUCAUCACUAAUAAUUAUUUUAAGUCCUAAUUAGGUGUCUGUGCGUCGCUUCUGCACAUCCUGAAAAAUCGAAAAUAGUCUUUUCACCCUCUUAGUCAUCAGAUAAUGACAAGUUAUAUAAAGUUAAAAAAUGACAUUUGAGUGUCACGUUUGAUCCUGAAUCUCAUAUAUUCACACGUUUCACAUCCCUGCCUUACACGGCCCACAGCAUAUCUGUAAUGAAUGUAUUUCUGCCCUAGCCUUCACCACUUCACCCAUCGCCACCGCUCUCAUACAUACAUACAUGCAUACAUACAUACAUACAUGCAUGCAUGCCCUGACAGCGAUAAUAACCUCUGAAUGUCCGCCCGGGCCGCGCCCUGUUUCUUAGGAAAGCCUUUCUGUUACAUCUGCUCCCUCGGCUCCUCCAGCUCUUUAGUGUGACUGUCCCGGGUUAUUGUUUUGUAAUAAAUAAAUGAUGAUUUAUGUGACUGAAAGAACCCAUGGGGUUUUUGAUUGUGUAUUCAAAUCUUAUUUAGACAUUAGGCACUGGACCUUGGUGCUCUGUGGACAGGGUCAGGGAUGUUUUUGGUCUCAUUGCCUUCAUGCAGGAGAGCAGAGGGUGUGCACAAAAAAAAAUACAUUUGUAAAGGUGCUGGAUAUUCAUGAGAAUUAAACAAUGUCCAUACUGUUCUGUCAGCAAGUAUUUUAUACUGUUACUUAUAUAACUGACUCACAAACUAGCUAAAACAAAAUAUAUAAAUACAUAUAAAUAUAUAUGUGUAUAUAUGUAGAUGUAUAUACACAUAUAUAAACAUGUAUAUAGUUUGUUGGGUAAAUACAGAGCAGUUUUAAAGCAAAAUGACCAUUAACGAUAUUUGUAUUUCUUUGAUUUUGAUAAACAUUUAAAAAGAGUCAAAGCUACUGUCAGUGCGUCACCUGCUCUCAUGUGCUCCAACUGUAGUUUCUCAUAUUUCUUGUUGUGAGGAAUAAAAACAAACAUUCGUGGCAGUGUUGCUUUCCUGCAGCUUAGAUGCCUUAUGUAGAUUUGUUGGUUUCUUAACUUAAUUAACCUUCCGACGCGGUGUGAAAGCGUACGUCAUUUUACUUUCUUUUCAAGCUUCAGUGUAAUAUUUCAACAAGUGGAACUGACUUCUCUAGAGCGACCUAGUGUGGAAAUGUAAGAUAAAUCCCAUAUUUAAAUCACGGAGAGUAAACCCGAUACCUUCAGAGCACCACAUUCUGUAGUGAUCCACCGUUCAGUUUAUUUUCCUCUCACAUCAGAGGUUUUCUUGCCAAAUCUGAAUGGUAUGAUAUGAUCAUGUCCAGACAUUUCCUGUUCUUUUUACACAAACUUUGUUUUUCUAAUUUUGAGUCAAAUUCAGGUUUGUUUGUUUUUUUGUGAAUCCUAAAUCAAUCAAUCAACACAUUAGUUAAGGUGAGGACAAAAUAUCAGUUUAACUUUUCCUUAAACAUGGGUUAUAAGUAUACCUGACGUUGGCAGUAUGUUCAGCAAUUUCUUUAAAUAAUAUAUAUAUAUAUCUUUUCUAAUUCUAUGACAAUAAAACACCACUGUUCAGGCCAGCAGACCACUUGUACCCACCCGAGAUCCUCAUGACCCUUAACAAUCUGGUUGUAAAGGUCUGACCCUUGAUAUUUACUACUGAAAUUUCAACUUUGUACAGAAGAGGAAAAAAUGAGCGCAUGAAUCCCUGUUACUGUCCUGAUAACCUGUACCGUAUAUAAUAUUUUAUUUGAUAACUUACAUAGACAAAGUCAACUUACCAACAAAAGGUUCUGCAACUUUUGUUUUAGUUUUUCAUUUGAGCACGCUCUCUUUCUUUGAUUCUGCGUAGAAUACUAAGGAUGUUUCUUUAUGUUUUCCAUUGGAUUUGACAGUUACUGGGUUUUUGUGUUUUUGGUAAAGAAUAUGAUACAAUAAAGUCAACACAUUAAAGACAAGAAUCGUACGCACGCUAAUGAUGACGCUGAUCAUGUCAGUGUGAGAACGUUCACAGAUUUGUGAAUGAACUGUGUCUGGUUUGAACUGAACCUGAAGCAGUGAUGAAUCCUGGCUUAUGAAGUUUUAUGACUGUACAUUGAAGGGCUUGGUGCGGAUGCAGACUCUGGAGACCCGUGACAAUCUAUCUUGUUUUCAGUCAGCUACAACCUCUAAAUUAGACCGACGCAUUCAUCGGUUUCAUAUCAGUAAUAUGUGACUAAUGGAUUUUUGUCUACCUGUGUAGACAAGUCUCUAGAGCCUGCCUCCCACUUGUGAGAAAUUAAAAUUAUUCUCUGUAUUGCCUUGUUAAUAUUAAUUGUGGAAACUUAAUUUUAUAAAUGACAAAGAUGUGGAAAUAAAGAUUAUUUAUCUUGUUAUUUAUUCA